AUGCGCGCAAUUUCAGCACCUGCACCCAGACACCGCGUCGUUUCCGCGCGUUUUCGCUUACCCUCCCAGAAAUUGCGGCUUUUUCCCGGGCUGUUCAUUGCUGUUCAUUGGGCAACUGCGAUGGGCCCUAAUAUAAGUAUAGCAAGGCAGCGGCGGCUGAUCCCAGAUGAGAGGAAAGGGGAGGUUGAAGAACAAGAAGGCUACGGAACAAGAAGGCUGCAAAACGUGCUUUUAACUCACACACACACAAGACUUUCCACCCUCAUGGACGACUCUGAACAAGAAUCCAUCAACUCCUACAACUCGCGAGAUUCGAUGGGCCAAGUGCCCCACACGUACGUGCCGUCCACGACGACGACGACCUCGGCCGCGAGGGCGGGCGCUCCGCGCGGCCGCGCCGGCUCCGAGACCGGAUCCGAAACCUCGUCAGCUGCGCGCCUGCGUCUGGUCCCCACGGAAACCGUGCGCUCCCUGCAGGAACUGGGCGUGUCGCCCGUGGCGCCGAUCCCAGACGUGAACGCGCCUACGACCGUGGGCACGGGCAAAGCGAUUUUCCCCGAGGAAUACACCAUGGAAACCGCCACGGGUCUGGUCCCCGUGGCAACGCUGCAGUCGCUGGGACGCACCCAGUCCGGGACGUUGGCGGCUACGCGCAGCCGUACCAGACGACAGUCGUUUGCCGCCGCCGCGGCGGCGGCAACGGACUCAGCCGAGUCCGGCUCCGGCUCCGACGAACGCAAGCCCUCUGGCGGCGAUGCCGAUGCCGAUGCCGACGGACCCGACGGACUCGACGCGGCGUUGCCCACGUCCAUGCCCGAGUACGACCCAGAUAUCGAGUUUGUCACGUUUGUGACCAACGACCCGGAAAACCCACACAACUGGCCGCUAUGGCUGCGUUGGUCCUACACCAUUGUGAUGUCUGUGCUGGUGAUCUCCGUCGCGUACGGGUCGGCGUGCAUCACAGGCGGUCUGGGCACCGUCAGCGACAAAUACCACGUCUCGCUCGAGGUGUCGAUUCUGACCUGUUCGCUCAUGGUGAUCGGGUUCUCGCUGGGUCCGUUGAUCUGGUCCCCCGUCUCAGACCUGUACGGCCGCCGUGUCGCCUACUUCACGUCCCUGGGCCUGUAUGUCAUCUUCAACAUCCCCUGUGCGCUCGCGCCCAAUAUCGGGUGUUUGCUGGCGUGCCGUUUUCUGUGUGGUGUGUGGGCGUCGUCCGGCCUGUGCCUGGUGGGCGGCUCUAUCGCGGACAUGUUUCCGCCCGAGACACGUGGCCGCGCUAUUGCAUUUUUCGCGUACGCGCCCUACUGCGGGCCAGUGUUCGGCCCGCUGGUCAACGGGUUUAUCUCGGUCUCGACCGAACGCAUGGAUCUGAUCUUCUGGGUCAACAUGGCGUUUGCCGGAGUUAUGUGGCUGAUCGUGGCGCUUAUUCCCGAGACGUACGCGCCUGUGAUUUUGAAGUGGCGUGCCGCGCGCCUGCGUCGCGAAACGGGGAACCCCAAGAUCAUGACCGAACAGGAGGCCCAGGGCCUCAGUGUUCGCGAAAUGGUGAGUGCGUGUCUGUUGCGUCCGUUGUACUUGGCCGCUACGGAGCCGGUUUUGGAUCUGAUGUGUUUUUACGUGUGUCUGAUCUACUCGCUGCUUUACGCGUUUUUUUUCGCGUACCCGGUCAUUUUCGGCGAAUUGUACGGCUACAAAGACAAUAUCAUCGGGCUAAUGUUCAUCCCGAUUCUGAUAGGCGCGUCUGUGGCCCUGGCUACCACCACUUUCUGUGAAAACCAGUAUCUCAAGAUUACUAAGCACCGGAACCCGACUCCGGAGGACCGGUUGCUAGGCGCGAUGAUCGGCGCGCCCUUUGCCGCGAUCGCGCUGUGGAUUCUGGGCGCCACCUCGUACAAGCACAUCAUCUGGGUGGGUCCCGCGUCGUCUGGGCUGGCGUUCGGAUACGGGAUGGUGCUGAUCUACUACUCGCUCAACAAUUACAUCAUCGACUGCUACGCGAUGUACGCGUCGGGCGCGUUGGCAACCAAGGUUUUCUUGCGUUCGGCCGGCGGGGCCGCGUUCCCGCUGUUCACGGACCAAAUGUACCACAAACUGGGUCUGCAAUGGGCCAGUUGGCUGUUGGCGUUUAUCUCGACGGCGAUGAUCUUGAUUCCGUUUGGAUUUUACUACUACGGCAAGGACCUGCGUGCCAAGCUGUCCAAGAAGAACUAUGCGUUCAGCGGCAUGGAGUAG
This is a messenger RNA of Lachancea meyersii CBS 8951, 2232 nucleotides long. The record is from the annotation of a GenBank genome assembly. NCBI's taxonomy places the organism in Eukaryota, Fungi, Ascomycota, Saccharomycetes, Saccharomycetales, Saccharomycetaceae.